Molecule: messenger RNA, 6158 nt
Organism: Coturnix japonica (Japanese quail)
Lineage: Eukaryota; Metazoa; Chordata; Aves; Galliformes; Phasianidae
Gene: DTHD1
Product: death domain containing 1
Source: RefSeq, a predicted model, not a curated record
UAUAUAGUUAUGGAUUCAUAAUUAGGGCUUGAUUUCUCACGCACCGGUCAUGUGCAGCAUUGAAUUUAGAAACUGCUCACUGUUACUUAACUGGGUUAUAUAACCUCCCUACCUAUGUUCUUAAAUGUGUGUGUUGUACAUUGGCAUCUCUUGGAAAUUCUUGCCCUUAGUCACACCUGAGCCACUCCUUUUUGUCACCUAGUAACUUUCUAAUAGUCAACAUCAACCCAGAGUUUCUGAGCUAGGCUUAAUUUUUGUAGUGCCAGUGGAAGGUAGUAUUUUUUAUAUUCUACUUAAGUUACAAACAGUAAACAGCAUUGCCUAAACGAAGGACAACAUCUUUUGGAAGUGUUUGAACAGAAGAAAAAUUGUAGUAGUACAUUCUGAAAAUAAGAUGGAAACGGCAGAAAGUAAGAUUACACCUUCUACUGACAUAUCAGGAAAACUCAUGCAAAAAAUCUGGCACCUGAACUUGCUAGCAAGAGGUUUGCUUCUGAAAAGUGAUCUGGAUAAUGAAGAGAUAGUGGAGAAUGUUCAGCAACUGAUCUCUUCAACAAAAGAGCUGAAUGGAUCUCUCAUUCAACAGCUGGAGAACAUUACAGAAAAUCUUCAAGACACUUUCCACUUGCUGAGCACUCUCCUUGACAAACACAAGGAAUUGACAGCAAGUCCAGAAUAUCAUGAUGUUAUAGAUUGUCUGCGGAAAAUGAAGGACUAUUUUACAAAUACAGUUUCACACCUUCAAGAGGUCGAAAAUAAACUUCGUGCAGCUAGUUGCCAACAAGAUGAUGUUUCUCAGAUCCAGACUGCACAAAAUGCUUUUGUAGAAACUAGAGUAUGUUAUUCUGAAAGAGAAGCAAAGCAAUCUGUGCAAGCAUCCUCUAGUCCCAGCCAGCGAUACCAAAGAACUCCUUCCCCAAGCAAGACAGAAAGUCAGAUCAUUAAUCAAGUUCAGCCAUGUGAAAUUAAAACUGUGGAAAAAGAAACCGUUGCAUCACUAGAUGAAAAUAUAUCUGUCAGAGAACAGGAAGUUAGCAGAGAACCUCCAAUAAUGAAAGAGGAUGGUGAAUACAGAGUGCUAACAACCUCUAUUUCAGAGAAAAUAGAUAAUAAUGGUAAAGAAAAACCAGACAAAGAUGGCUCUUCUCUUGAAAAACAUCCAGAACUGACCUGUCAAGAUGAUUUUAUGGGCAGUGGAGAAAGUAUUUUACCUCAGACAUCAACAGAUACUCAUGACAGAACUGUCAGAAAUCUUUCUGAACAGGAGAAAGAACUCAAGUUGACAGAGCAAAUGAAAGACAGUAAAAAGGAAACAAAUUCUGAGAUGUAUAGGAAUGAUCUAAUUACUGUCACCUCUUCAGCACAAACCAGCGAUCUUAAUGUUGUGAUUCCUUCAAUAAGUGAUUCAGAAGAUGUGCAAAAAUAUGGGCACUGGUUAAACAAAGAAUUUGUAGUGGAAGAGAGUGGUAAGAAUGAACAUAAAGUAGUUUGCUUUAUUAAAGCCCCUGCAACUGCCCUGGAGAAUCUAGCAUGUAAUAUAGUCAAUGACACAAGUUCCUUGGUGGUGGACGAUUUUGAGGAGCUGGUCAGCAACGUCAUCAGUGUUCAAUGCUCUGAUUAUAAGAAAACUAUCCAUUUCCCUAUUAACAUUGCAAUCCCGUUUACUUCACGCUUCAGAGGAAAUUAUCGGGAGAUUAUGGUGAAGGUAACAGACAUGAACUUUCAAUCAAAUUACUUAACUCCCAUUUCUCUGGAAGGAUACCAUGGAAACCACAAGGAAACCUUUGCGGAAGUGAAAGUUUAUCAGCUGGGUGUUUUUUCUGUGUUGUCAUGCUUAAAGAAAGAAACAUUUACCGUUCCAACAGCAGGACUUUCACAAAACCUGAGCAUGGAUUCUAGGAUCUCUUUCUGUUACCCUUCGGAAACGUUCACUUCUCCAGCAACCAUGAAUUUAAAGAUUCAUCCAAUUGAACCAUCUCUGAUUUCCACACUGAAAGCAAGACAUGACAUGUACUUCUCAGUGGUAUCUACUAGUGCACUGGUUUAUGUCCACCAUCCUUCAGCCCAACCAUUUAAUAACUCAGUCACAAUUACUCUACCCUGUCCUCCAAACCCAGAAAAAAAAAGGCAGGAGGACGAGACAGAGCAAGUGAGAGCCGUUACUGCUACAGUAAAGAGUGUUGUUGCAGCAUACAAUCCUUGGACUAAGAGUUCUUCUUUGAGAAAGAAUGGAGAGAGUCACAGUGAUACUUUCAAAUUAUUAGGUCACAGAAACAAAGAUGAGUGGAUGGUCUUUGACAAUAUAAUUAUCCAGAAUACACAGAAUGGGCUUGUGUCAUUUGAACUGAGUGAACAUUUAGAAAGCUUUGUGGUUAUUCGCCUUUCGUUCCUCUUGGAAAACACUUAUCUCCUACUCUUUGCUCAGGCUCUGGAAGAAGCUGUUUGCAGCACAAUGUCGAAUGUGAUACUGUACCGGAAAAGAGAAAACCCAUGUAAAAUAAUAGUUUUACUAACUGCAUCCAAGGAAUUGACCUGGGAAAUUCAAAAUCUCCAUGAAGAGGGAUACUUUGGUCCCCCAGAACCUACACAGCAGUUUCCUUUAAGAGAAGGAGAGCAGAUUCAUUUUCAAUUUAGAGGCAAUAUAUUUGCUUCAGAAAACGGAAAAGAUUUUGGAAAAGCCUACAGGCUGAUUUUUCACUCACAAAGAAAGCCCAGACUAGAGCUCUGUAUUAAGGAAGUGGAUGAGUUUGGUAACCACAGCUCCCCUCACUACAAAGGAACAGCAGUGUUUUACAAAAUUACCAGAGGGAUGAUAACAAAGGAAUGGAAACAGCCUUUGCCACGCGGUAAUUAUCAGCACCAGUUUCCACUGUGCAAAUUACUGCUGACAUUACCAAAGCAUGAAAAGUCAAUCAACCGUCCACAAAGCGCAAAAAGGAUUUUUUGUGAUUCAUCAGAGGCCCUAUGGGACAAUUUGCUGUACUGGAUUGCAGAAGAGCUUGCAGAAGAUAACACAUCAGUGAAUGCUUUACGCUUGCCUAUUCGGAGGAGUGUGUUUCAGCUUGUUAGAUUGAAGUGCCCUGAUAAUUUAAUACACCAGAACUAUGAGCUUCUUUAUUGCUGGCAAAAGACCCUUCCGAGGUCAGCUGACAAACAGCAGCUCCUGUCUCGCUAUUUGGAGAAGAGUGGCAGAAAGGAUCUUUCAGAAGAACUUUAUUUUAAGUGGCAAAAAAAAGUGUUCACUUGACAAAAUCAGUGGCAGCUAAGCCCAGUUUUUCUUCUUUCUUGUUGAGAAGUGUGAGCAUUCCCUUGAUAUCUUCUGACAGUGACACAAGUCAGGAGUCAGAUCGCUCUUUUAUUUGUCAAUUUGAACUCUUCUUUCUAAAACAGAGCAUAACAUCAAUGCCUUUUCCUGCUAGAAGUGAACUUUUAUCUUGUGGAAGAGAGAAAUGUUCACACAAAAAUUUCAUGCAGCAUUCCAUAUUAGUCCAGUAAUAAUAACUAUCAGAUUCUUAAGAGUAAAGAAAUGUGGAUCAAUAUAACAUUCUUUAGCUACAUAUUUGAAUACUUUAAAACUAAUUUCUUUCAAGAAUGCAGAGUAAUGUUAACCUAAUUCUUAAAUGUUAGAGAAAUAGCAGGUUUGGCCUUUUAUAACUAUGUUUUUCUGAGAUACUGUAAGGGUUACUCCAAAAGUAAGGCUUCCUGUUCGAUUAUGUUGGCCCAUAAUAUCGUAGACAGUUAUUGGUGAUCUGACAGUAGUGGCCGAACCUUCCUGCCAAUAUUCAAUUACAUUUUAUUGCCAUGUGACAGAUGGCAGGCAGCAGAGGGGCACUCUGACAGAAUGGUGUCUGACAUGGAAUUGCAUAUGAAGCAAAGGUGUGAAACUGAAUUCCUCCAUGUGGAAAAAGUUGUACCCAUUGACUUUCAUUGAUACUUGCUGAACAUUUGUGGAGACCAAAUGGUCAAUGUGAAAACAGUGAGGCAGUGGGUGAUGUGUUUCAGCAAUGGCAACAGCGACAUGAAAGAUAAGCCACAUUGCAAGCUGCCAUGCACAGCUGUUACACCACAAAAUGAAGAGCAUCUCUAUCAGCUUAUGUGGCCAAAUCAGUUAAGAGUGGUGACUAUUUUGAAAAACAGUGCUCUGUAUCUGAGAAACUGCUCUACCAAAUAAUUUUAUUCUGCUCUCUGUAUCGAUUGUAGUUCCUAUGGAAAUAGAUUAAAUGUUAUUCAUCAGAACUUUAUUAAUAAUUAAACUAUUAAGUAUUUCUGGACAUCUUGCAGACAAAACAUAAUUGUGAUACACAUCAUUAGUUAGGGGAUUAUAUUUUCAGGGGUUACAUAUUUGUAAUGUUUCCAAAUCACUGCUAUAAAUGUGAAAAUUGCAUUGCAAGAGAAAAGAUACGGUGAAGUAGAAUUUAUUCAUUUAAUUAUUCUGACUAGUAAUAUCUCAUCCCGUAGAAGCAUCUUCACAAUGAAAUGAUCACGCUUUCUUUUUUUUUUUUUUUUUUUCCUUAAAUGAAGAUUUAGUAGCCUGGAUUUUUUUAAUAAGCAGAAAGUGUUAUUGCACUUUUCUCAGUGCACUGACAUACUUUGUCCUUGGAUUUUUUUCAUCACUACCUUCUUUAGAGGAAUUAAUAUUUUGCUGCAGGUGCAGCUGGUACUGUCAGCACAUGUCACGUUUCCAUGUAUGAAGAUACUACAAAUAAUACUGGAAAUAUCUCAAAAAAUUGGACUUAAAAACUGCUACAAAACAUCUGCCAUUAUUCUGCCACAAGAUGGCCUGUGUGUCUAACAAAACCCAUAGCUGUAUCUCACAUGCCAGAAAAAAUCAGAGUAAAACAAUUUGAAAAACAAGAAGUCAUCUGUAAAGAACUGGAUACUCCACUGUACCAUGUGGUAUCAUUAGAGCGAGUGCAAAGUAGCGACAAUGGAAAUUGACAUUGAUUAUCUCUCCAAUUUUCAAUGUUACAGUCAAUAUUUUAGUUGUAUUAAACCUAUCUACAGCAUAAUUAAAAUAGAGUUUUUAACAAAAUUUCUUAUGAACACAUAAACAAGCAUUUAUAUUAUUCCUGGUUGCUUUCUCUCCUUUCCUCUGACAGGACAAAACACCCUCUUUCUCUAUAUCUCUCUCAACCCAGUGGCAUUAGGCAGGAAGAGAGAAUAUAGGAAACAUCAUUUCAUGCUCGGCAUUAACAAAGAUAUUCCCAAAGAGAUGCAAUUUCUAGUCCAGUUUAUAAUUGAAACAAAUUCAACUCAAGGUCUAAUGGAAUCUCCUCACUGAAAAGGAAGGAGCAGUAGGACCUCUACCCCAUGGAAGAUUGUUUGACUCUUGUGCUUCUUUCAAAAAGCACAUGCCAUUUACAGGCCAAUAUGACUGAACUUCAGAGAAUCCAGUUUCUCACCUAGCAUCAAAGCUGUUAUUUACUUUUAACUCAAUAGAAGGUUGUCUCCUAAAUGGAAUGUUUCUCUCUGAAAAACAGAACUGAGGAGAAAAAAAAAUGUAGUAAAGAAUGCAGUCUGUAAGAGACAAAUCUGCUUUGUGCUAUGUUAUUUGUUGGCUGUAAAAUAUAUGUGGGACUAUGAGCAAACCCUGGGCUUUAUUUCUUAGAAUGGAUGUGUUUCCCACCACUGAGCAAAAGGUGACACUGCAGAUUUCAGUUAAACAGUGAAGGCAGCUGAACAGAAAAUAAGCUAAGACAGGAAGACAGUUGAUCAUAAAGAACCUAUCCAGACAACUGUAAUUUGGCUGACUGAAUAUAAAAGCUGUUUGUUAAAAUACUGAGUAGUUAAACAGAAUAGAAAGGAAGAAAUGUGUGUUCCUUUCCUAGCACAAUUAUAGGGUGAGUUGCCAACUGUGUCUGAGCCUGAUGAAGUACAAAGGUAUAAGACAAACUUUGCAUCUUCAACAUUUAAAAUACAAAUUCUCUAUUUAGUGAAAAAGGGCUCAUAAAGUAGAAUCAGUAAGCUGCUGAACACAACAGAUGGGUUUAAUAAAAAAACCAAAAAAUGAGACAGCAUUUAAUCAAUAUCCCAUCCAAACUAAUGUGUGUAAAAGGCAGUUAUUUUAUCCUUUCAAAAAAGCUUGGGAGAUGUACGGUUUUCACAGAAUCACAGAAUCACAGAAUUGUAGGGGUUGGAAGGGACCACUAGAGAUCAUC